This is a messenger RNA of Centropristis striata (black sea bass), 2256 nucleotides long. RefSeq names its product putative pyruvate dehydrogenase phosphatase isoenzyme 2 (gene pdp2). Gene Ontology annotation, biological process: protein dephosphorylation. Gene Ontology annotation, molecular function: protein serine/threonine phosphatase activity; cation binding. NCBI's taxonomy places the organism in Eukaryota, Metazoa, Chordata, Actinopteri, Perciformes, Serranidae. The coding region runs from base 163 to 1686 and encodes 507 amino acids. The record is from RefSeq and is a predicted model, not a curated record. The transcript has 9 exons.
AACUACAACCGCCCGUGCGUCUGGUGCGUGACUACGUCACACGUUGAUGCACAUCGCCGUUCUGCAUGGAGUUUAUCAAGCAACACAGAUUCAUUCGUAAUUUUCUAAGUUUAUAAGGGGGUGAAUAAGUUGGACAACACCCUACCAACAGUGUGGUCAGAGAUGUCCGGACGGGUGUGCGCCAGCAUCCUUCAAAGAGCUUCAAGCUACAAAUUAACACUUUAUUCUGCUGCCCCGAUCCAGUACACCCACUUUGUAGCAUUUCCCUCUCAAAGUGGGCGGCACCUAUCAACUCGGCAGGAUCUUGACUUCCAGCUCAGCCAGGUCCAAAUCAACAGUAUUCUGCGAUCUAAUGAGCAGACUGUGAGUGUGCCAGAGUUUGAUGGCAGGGGACUCAGUGCUGUCAGAAAGUUUGAGAGCAACCAGCUGGCUGCUAACACACCAAAUGAGGACCGUCGCAGUGCAGCCACCUGCUUACAGUCAAAGGGCAUGCUCUUUGGAGUGUUUGACGGGCACGGGGGCUGGGCAUGUGCCCAGGCUGUCAGUGAGCGUCUGCUGUACUACACUGCAGUUGCUAUGAUGACAAAGCAGAGCCUGGAGGAGCUUGAGAAAUGCAUGGAACAUGGCAGAGCUGUUCCCCCCAUCUUGCAGUGGUACAAACACCAUACAGACUUCAACUAUCGGGAAUCUGCUACCCUGUACAUCGAACACCUCAGAGUUUUCUGGCAGGAAUUACUGGACAGUGAGGAACAUGGCGAAGGCUUGAGUCCUGUGGAUGCUCUGGAUCUUUCUUUUAAACGGCUUGAUGCUGACAUCUCCCUGGAGGCUCAAGUUCCUCUUUCCAAUGACCUAAUGAAAAGCACAGCCAUUCAGGUUGCGUUUGCCGGCUGCACUGCCUGUGUGGCACAUGUUGGCAUAGAAGGGAUUCAUGUGGCGAAUUCCGGUGACUGCCGAGCAGUAUUGGGAGUGCUGGAGGAGGACGGUUCCUGGAGCGCUUUGCCCCUUUCCGAGGACCAUAACUCCCAGAACCAGGCCGAGGUUGAGCGGAUCAAGGCCCAGCACCCAACUUCAGAGAGAGACACAGUGGUCACAGAUGACAGACUGCUCGGGGUUCUGAUGCCCUUGCGUGCAUUUGGUGAUGUACGAUUCAAAUGGAGCCACGAGUUGCAGCAGAGCAUUUUAGCAAGCCUGGAAUCCGGAGCCGACCUGGAGUCUCUCAACCUUUACCAGUACACUCCACCUAACUACCUAACGCCACCGUAUCUGGAUGUGGCACCUGACAUAAUCUAUCACAAGCUGAGGCCUCAGGACCGCUUCCUGAUCCUCGGCACUGAUGGGUUGUGGGAUGAACUAGGGAACGAGGAGGCUGUACGACUGGUUGGAGAACACCUGAGUGGGAUUCACCUACAGGCUCCUGUUACUCCAUCUGAGAGGCAGAUGAAAUUGGGUCGGAUACAUGAACUCUUGUUGAAACGCCGGUCGCGUGCCUCCCCUGCUUUAGACACCAACGCUGCUACACACCUACUUAGACAUGCUCUUGGCACUGGAGAUUAUGGAGAACUGUGCCAGGAGAGACUGGCCUCUAUGCUCGCUCUGCCAGAGGACCUAGCAAGAAUGUACAGGGACGAUAUCACAGCUACUGUGGUGUAUCUGAACUCUGAUCUGGCCAGACCUCAACAAAGCUAAUUUUUUUACAAUUCAAGAUGGAAAAAAAAUCAGUUCAUUUCAUAGUCCUCAAGGAUGUCAUUUUCUGGAUAUUUUUUGGACAAAUGGGACAAUCAUCAUUACAGCCUGUUACAUACAUAUGUUUAUAAAUGUUUUUUAAUGUAACAGCAGUUUCCAGUGUUGUAUUAUGUACAAGACAUAGGUUACAGGUUCAUAGCAUUUAUCAGGUCAAUAUACAGAUUUUGUGGAGAAAAGCAUUUCAUUCAUCAUUGUAUUCAUGACAUGGACGUAUUAAAGACGUCACCUGAGUUGCAUGUCAAGUGUAAAUGUUGGUAGUAAUUACAGCGACACUCACUUUGUUCCCUGUCUGGUUGUUUGUUUGCUUUCCUUGCACAGUUUGCAUCAGACAAUACAGUUGUGAAGAUUUUUUCUGUUUUCAUUGCUGUUUACUUCACUUACAUGUAAGCUGUGAAGUAUAGUUUUAACGUUGUGUAAAUGUUCUGUCUUCAGUGUUGUUAGAUGUAUCUAAGUUGACUCUCCACUCCAUGGAUAAAAGGGGCAGAUGCUUUAUAAUAAACAACUGAGAAAUUA